CCCAUGAUUGUUUUCCUUCUCAACAGAAACAUCGUCGCCAUCGUCGCCUUCGACUGCAAAGAACCCGUCCGCUCGUUGAUAUCUAUCAUACCCACCUUGCAAUGAAGUCAUUUGCUAUUCUCUCCUUAUUUAUCACUGCUUCUUUGGCACAAUCUUCUUCCAGUUCCAAUCCUUUCAUUCCUUCAGGAAUCAGCCAAGGUUGUUCAGACUAUUUAACUAGUCUGGACAGCAACAGCAGCUUCUCCUCCUGCACAACCCCAAUCACAUCUGCGACAUCUGCGUUCGCACCGGGGGCUAACUCGAGCAACAUCACCACUAGCACCAUCGAGACUGCAUUGAGCAACCUCUGCUCGGCAUCUGCGUUCACUGCUUGCCCUGACAGCACUGUUCGCUCUCAGUUGAUGUCCUACUACUCGGCAUGCUCAGCAGAACUCACAACGAGUCUCAAUACCGAUGUUCUCAGGACUUAUGAUGUCCUCUAUGUCCUGACGGCACUCAGAGAAGCCAUAUGCUCAAAGUCUGACAACGGGCAGUACUGUGUCACGCAGCUGAACACUACAUCCGGUAGUUCUGCUACUGGAAAUGUGGCUUUGGCGACUUCCAAUACACAACAAGCGUUGCAGCAAUACCUAUAUACAACGCCUGGCAGCGGGGCUUCCGCGCGUCGGGACGAUACCAAUCUCGUGUUCCUCUUCCUUAAUUCCAACAUGAAUUCGACCCAACUCUGCACCACUUGCACACGCAACAUUCUCACAUCAUACAUCACGUUCGAGUCCAAUCUCCCUUACGCCCCAGGUCUGAACAACAGUUUACUGCUCAGUGGUCAGUCUGCUCUUUACAAUGCCAUCAUGUCAAUUUGCCCGAGUGGCUUCUUGAGCGGCGCUGUGCAGGCCGCCGGCGGUCUGUCCAGUGGCAUGAUCAGUGGCAGCCCCCGGUCGAUAAAUGCGGAUGUAUCAUUGCUUGUCAGUGCUAUCUUGGGUGCUGCAGGUCUCGCGGUCUCAGCUUUCUGAGGACCCACAUUAUACAAGUCUGGUGGACUAGUAGCCAAUAGCUGUGGAAUUUCGAUGGUUGUUUAUGGUGACUGGAACGGUGUUUUCUAUUAUUAUACCUAUUGCGAUUACUCUUUAGACAAAUACUCUCCAGGCAUCAUCUUUGAAGUCGCUUGUCAUCUUCCCUUUCACCUUUUGAUCAUUGUGGGCAUCAUUUCAAUCAUCUCGCCUAGUAUCGAGUCGGCUGAAUAGUACCAACGUACUCAUCUCAUUUAUGAUACAAUAAGCUUGUUGGCUGUGCCACAAGGCCUUGAGACUGUUACAUACUAUGCCAUUAGUUACCACUAGUUCGUGCAUCUCGUGCAUCGUCCAAAACAACAUUUUUCUACCAAAAA
Molecule: messenger RNA, 1384 nt
Organism: Suillus subalutaceus
Lineage: Eukaryota; Fungi; Basidiomycota; Agaricomycetes; Boletales; Suillaceae
Exons: 3
Coding region: 102-1010 (302 amino acids)
Source: RefSeq, a predicted model, not a curated record